Culex pipiens pallens (northern house mosquito) is the source of this 7434-nucleotide messenger RNA. RefSeq lists its product as uncharacterized. The transcript has a single exon. Gene Ontology annotation, biological process: DNA integration. Bases 2397 to 3551 code for a protein of 384 amino acids. Lineage: Eukaryota; Metazoa; Arthropoda; Insecta; Diptera; Culicidae. Gene Ontology annotation, molecular function: nucleic acid binding. The record is from RefSeq and is a predicted model, not a curated record.
CCAUCAUUCAGUUUUUUCGCUGUGUAUAAAAUUGUUUAAAAUUAUUCCUGAAUCGGUUUUGAUAAUAUCUUUUGUUUGAGUAGUUAUAUUGAUUUUGAUAGUUAUUCAAUCGAUUUUGAUGGGUUGAAAAGUUACGUUUAUCAUUCACGUCUUGGUUUUUAUUUGAAUAUUCAUUUUUAAAGUUUUGUGAAUUUAUUCUUUGUUUGUCUUUGUACAAAUUUUCGAAUUCCUCAUUACUUAUUCGUUUUUCUUCAAGAAUACUCAAAAAAUCUCUAAAGUUUUGUAUUGUUAAAUUUCUUGCAGUUUGUUGCAAGUAAGUAUUCUUCAGUCCCGCAAUGAAAUGAAUUCUUAGAUUUUCCAUUGCAAAGUUAUCAACAUUUUUAUCGAUUUCUAAAUCGAAUAGAAUUUCUAGUGCCCUAUUCUUGUAUGCUUUAAAGGUUUCAUGUUCGUACUGCGAAAGAUUAUCGAUCCGUUUGAAAAUGUUUAAAAAAGACUUUUUAUCACCAAAUUCAUGUAACAAAUUCUUUUCAAUUUCUUCCCAAGUAAGUUUUAAAAUAGUUUUAGUAAAUGGUUUAGCUUUACCUUUCAAUUUCAGUUGUAUUACAUUAAUCAAAGGUGUAAGAGAAACUCCUUUUGGAAUUUUAUUAUAAAAAUAAUUAAUUUGAUCAAGGAAAGUAUUUAAAUCUUGUGAUGUACCAUAAAAAUCUGGAAUACACUUAAUCGCAGAAUCCAUUGGAAACUCGGUAUCCUCCAUCAUAUUCAAUUUUAAAUCUAUCAAACGCUCUUUUUGAUUUAGUUUACUUGCAAAACAUUCAAGAGUUAACUGAAAUGAUUUGACAGUUUCAUUAAAAUUGUUCACAAUCUUGUCAUAUUCUUUGGGAAUUGAACUCUCUCGUAACUCAAUCAAUUUAUCUUUGUAAGAAUUGACUGCCACUUUUGCUUCUUUCAUUUUUAAAACAAUGUCUUCCUGUUCAUUGGGAAUAUUAUUGGAAAGAAAAUUCAUUUCCGUAGCAAAAUAAUCAUCUAGCUUCUUUAAAUUUUCCAUGUUGAAAGAAUUUAACAGUUUCACUUUUCAAAAUAACAUUUAAUAAAAAUAAUAAUAAUGCUCAUGAACAAAAUUAUCCACUUCAAUUUAAUUACAAAAAUAGUAAAAUAUUACAACUUACCCAUUUUUCUUUGCUGGUUUUCUGGGUGUUCUCCAUGGCUGGCGGUUCGAUGAAAAAUAUUUCGAUAAUCGUGAUUUUAAAGCUUCAAUCGUCACAAAACUGAAGUUGCUUUCCAUGGUUUUGGCUGGCGGUUUGUCACAUUUUUUCAAUCAUCAUGGCUGGCGUUUGAACUGCCAUCUUCACUCGUCACUAAAUGUUUCCUUUGGCAUUGGCUAGCGGUUCGACACUGGUUUUUUCACUUGUCCGAAAAUAACGUUCCUGUUUCAAAUUGAAACUUUUACGCUGUCACCACAUGUGUAACCUUAGUCUCUAAUUUAACAGCGGGAUUUCUUUCAUGUCCAUUCCUUUAGCACAGUUCGACACCAUUUUCAGUUUAACUCCAAAAUAUGUAUUCUAAGAUUUUCCUUAAACUUAUAGUAACAUUUCACUAUGCUUCUAAGAUAUACCCCGUGGCAUUUUGGUAGAAUUGCAUCUGUGCAUCGUAGCACUUACACCGAAUAAUCCACUCCAACUCCUAACUGCAUCUCUCUUCUGCUAACUGCUAACUUCAACUCUCAAUUUCAACUCCCUCCUAAUUUCAACUACCCCGAUUCUAAAUCUAACUUAGGCUUUUAUACUCCGAAGCGUUUUUAGUCAAGACGCAUGCGCAAUAUUCAUCUCUACGGGAGUAGCUCAGCCACGUGCGUUUUGACUACACCGCGUUGAUCUUGAAAUCUUUCUGCUCGAAAAUUCUCAGCAGGGAUCCUGGCAGAGUUCAUGACCCUUCUGUUUUCGCUUUGUGCUUUUCCUUCCAUCCUCCUACUGUGUUUAUUUAUGUCUUAACCUACGUGCUCCUAGAAAUAUGACACUUGACUCGUGUCAACAUGUGUUAAUGAGUGCAUCUGAAGAUGUUGCACUUCGUCUGAUUGUAAAGACCAAUGUACUUCUGACAAAUUCUUCCCUGUUGGUCGAACUAAAAAUCUACACUGCGUUUCGUGACCAACUGCAAGAUCAAGAACUCCUCGGAACGAACCCGUCUACGCCAUCUAACCAUCCCUGAACUGCGGUCGUCCCUGAACUGCGAUCGUGAGAGUUGUGCAGCACGACGUGCUGUCUCAAGAAAUCCAACACGUGGCCGAGAACGACACGGCCGGGCGUCUCCAAGGGUUGACGCCUUUCCUACACGAAGGCCUCCUGCGAGUGGGAGGAAGACUGCAGCACUCCGAGCUGCCGUUCGCAGCCAAGCACCAGAUGAUCCUGCCCAAGCACCGAGUUACCAACCUGAUUGUCAAGGCCUUCCACGAAGAGCACCUGCACGCGGGGCCGUCGUCCCUGCUCGCGAUCCUGCGCAGACAGUUCUGGCUGCUCGACGGACGGUCGACAGUUCGGAGCGAGACGAGAAGCUGCGUGACGUGCUUCCGCGCGAAGCCACGCAGUACGAGCCAGCUGAUGGGAAGACUGCCGUCCUGCCGAGUGACGGAGAACCUUCCGUUCGACGAGGUCGGCGUGGACUACGCCGGUCCAAUUCUUGUGAAGGUAGGAACCCGAAAGCCGCAGAUCGUCAAGGCAUACUUUGCCGUCUUCGUGUGCAUGGCAACCAAGGCGAUCCACCUCGAGCUGGUCUCGGACCUCACGACCGAAGCAUUCCUGGCCGCCCUCCAGCGCUUCGUCAGCAGACGCGGCGUGCCGCGUCGGAUCCAUUCCGAUAACGGCACAAACUUCAAGGGGGCCAAGACUGAACUACACGAGCUGUACGUUCUUUUCAACGAGCGCGAAUUCAACGACCGGGUCCAGACGUACUGCCAGCCCAAGGAGAUCACCUGGUCGUUCAUCCCACCUGGCGCGCCGAACUUCGGUGGCCUUUGGGAGGUGGCUGUAAAAAGCACGAAGUAUCAUCUGAAGCGGAUCCUCAAACACGCCAAGCUUACCUUCGAGGAGUACGCCACCGUGCUCGCGGAGGUCGAGGCCGUGCUCAACUCCAGACCGCUCUUCGCUACAUCCACCGACCCAGCAGAUCCAGAAGUCCUGACGCCGGGACACUUCUUGAUUGGCCGCCCUCUCAUGGCCAUUCCGGAACCGGCGUACGAGGGAAUACCGACGAACCGGCUGUCCAAGUGGCAGCACCUGCAGCUCUUGCGCGAACACUUUUGGAGAGCCUGGAGACGGGACUACUUGACGACCCUCCAGCCAAGAGGAAAGAACCGGAAGGAGAAUGGUGAACCUGCUGGAGGAGAAAGAUGCGCCACCGUUGGAUUGGAAGUUAGGAAUCGUGACGCAGACCUACCCUGGACCGGACGGUUUCGUGCGAACUGCGGACGUGAAGGUCGGUGGAACCGUCAUCCGGCGACCGAUCUCAAAGCUAUCCGUAUUACCAAUCCUGGACAACGAGCCGGAAAAAUCUGCUGAGUCUUCGUCUCAGCCCGGGGGGAGGAUGUUGGCGGCUUAACUGGCUGCGUUAAUUUGACAGCUCUGCUCGCCUGCCGCAACCAGCUUGCUGCGAUCGAGCGCAACCCUGCGCAACGUUUCUCGCGCGCAACGGCGCGACGUUGCCACGACGCUGAACGAACGACGAGACACGAACGACGACCGACGAUGACGACGAGAGAAAAAACCGCCAUUUUGCGGUACCAGUCUUUUUUCACCCUCGGACAAGUUAACACGUAGUUUUUAAUUAGACUUAAUAAAGCUAGUUGUAGUGCUAAAUCCGAGUGCGUUUACUUUUUUACCACACCCAAGGCCAGUUCGAACAAUAAGUACAGUCCACCCGUGAGUAUUCCGCCGUUUUCCGUGGGGCCAACGUGCCGGCCCGAACAAAAACAUUGGAGUUCAAUUUCCACAACAACAAUUAAACAUUGCAUCAAAUUAAAAUCAAAACAUUGGUCGUCAAUCAAAACAACAACAAUCAAAUCUAAAGCAAAAAUGUGAUUGUACAAAAACAAUCAAAUUUCGAGCAAAUUAUUUGCCUUCAAAUUCCACCAUAAACAUCACAACGAAAAACCAAACUUACUACUUCAAAACAAAACAUUCGUUCCCAAAAUCACAACAACAAGCAAAUCAUUCAUUAAAUUCAAGACCGUCAAUUAUCGCAGACAGUUUUAUGCCUUUUAUCAAUUUCAAAUAACAAGUUCAAGCAAAAAUCUACCUGUUUCAAACACAGGCAAAAUAACAAAGCGAAACUUUGGACCUGCAUCCAGGCAGAUAAACAAAACUGUUGGAUUUCACAACACAACAAUCCAAGCAAAACAAAUGAUCUUUCAUGAAUCAAAAGGUUCGACUUACCGGACUGUGCCAUUGUCGUGAUCGGGGACUUUCUUUUAUAAUAAAAACACAGAUAUUUUGCAAUUAACAAACAACACGUCUUAUUCCACAGAAAUUAACCACAAAACUAAUUUGACAAUCUUCAUUCUCUCUUUCGCCGGCCGCGCGUAUCUCGUUGUUUUCUCGCUCGUUGUUCUCUCUCGCAGCUCGCUAGCACGCUCUCGCACUCAAUCCACAAUCGGCUAACAAUGCAAUAUUCAUGAAGGUGCGCCCUUUUUGUUGCGCUCUUAACUCUUAUUUAUAAAUUAUAUCAAUCUUAUAAUAAGUACUCCUUUAAUAAUUUAUUACAUAUUCAAUCCUGCAACCCAUAAUCCCUACAGUACCUACAUAUCUUAACACCUUGCCUCUACCUCUGAGCCAUGGAUGAAUUGAUGAAAGGGCAAAUGGUUGGGCUGAACUGUAUCCAGAGCCGUACCUUGGGUCCACGGCGCCCUUGGCGAAGUAUCAAUUUGGCGCCCCUCUCAAAUUUACGAGCAUUUUAAUAAAUUGAUGAUAUUUUUCCAUGAUUGCUUCAAAGAGUUUUGAUUUUAUAAUUGCAAUUGGAGUCCUUGAUAUGUUUAAAUUCAGAAACUCAGUUAUUUUAUGUUCAAUUAUUUGAUUAUUUCAAAUAAUUAGAGAUAGGUUAAAUUGAAAAUUUAUUGUAGGAAUUAGGUUGGCUGAAUAUUUUCUCAGAUUUCAUUAAAUCGAUAAUGAUAUCAGGGCUUGUUUUUUUAAUGUUUUUUUUCAGAUAAUUUCACAUAAUUUAAUAAAUCAUGAUUCUUUUUGCUUUAACUUGUUAGCAAAUUUGAUAUUUAAUAAGCCUAAAUUGUUUGAUCUGAACUAGUAUUAAUUCUAUUGUAUAAUUUCCCGGAUUCGUAAAAUAAUCAGAUGAUUUGGCUUUGGAUUUCAUUACGGUGUAAUUCAAAAACAGAAAAAAUCCCUCUUCAAAAUUAAAAAAAAACGAUGCCCGUGUGCCCUUUUGUUUUAUCUAGAUAAGAAUCCUAGCAAGCUUAGUAAAAAAGAACACACCGGCACCGAAGUAUAGUUUUUAAACAUGCAGCCGUAGAAUCAAAUUUAGUCAAAAUCGAAUAAAGAUCAUUAAAAUCCAGCGAUCAUGAUGAAACUUAUUUUAAUGAUAAUAAUAGGUAAAAGCAUUAUAUUUGGUAAAAAUAUUAAGAUAAGAAAUUUUAUUUCGUUUUUGUGAUUCGUCCAAACGAUGCUUGCGAAUAUUUUUAAUAUUUUUUUUUAGUUAUGUUUUGCGUUGAUUUUUUUCAUAGGUAUUUUCUUUGUUUAUUUUUAAUUUGUAAAAUUAAAUUUUAUAUUCUAGUAAAUUAUUUUUUGCACAAAGCUAUUUGAAUGUUCUCAGACCAUGAUAAUUUUUUUGCUUUUAACUGAAUUUUUUUAAUAGUUUCUCAUUACCAAAGCUUUUUAGACGAUUUAAAAAGUAAACAACAUUUGUUAAAGAACGGUAUGCUGAUCGGAAGGAACGCGGUCAAGAAAUGUUGCGUGUUCUUUUCGUGACACCCCCAAGAAAAGUUGAUAGUUCGGUUUGAGCGCGAUUGACGGUGUGCGCGCUUGAGGUUCUUUCGAGGAAAAAAUAAAAAGAUUCAAAAUAUUCAAAAGUUAAAAUUAAAGAUUAAACAUUUUUAUUCAAAAACUUUUAACAACAAUUAUAAACAAAAUUAUGAUUUCUAUCAAUAAUUGAAAAUUCCCGUUAAAAAAACUGAAAAUUAUAAAUUCUUAAAAUCUAAAACUAGAAAAACUAAAAUAAAAAAUUAUGUAACUAUGAAAUAAGGAAAUAAAAAAUAAGGAAAUAAGAAAUAAGGAAAUUAAAAAAUUAGGAAAUUAGGAAAUCAGGGAAUUAGGAAAUUUGGAAAUUAUGAUAUAAGCAAAUUAGUAAAAUUAAGAAAAUAAGAAAAUUAUGUAAUAAGGAAACAAGGAAAUUACCAAAUUAUAAAAUUAAGAAAUGAGUAAAUUAGGAUGUUAGGAAAUUAGGAAAUUAGGAAUUAGGAAAAUAGGAAAUUCAAUUUAAAAAAUAGGAUAUUCGGAAGUUAAGAAGUUAAGAAAUUAGGAAAUUUGGAAAUAUGGAAAUCAGGAAAUUAGGAAAUAAGGAAAUUAGGAUAAUCGGAAACUAGGAAAUCAGGAAAUUAGGAAGUUUGGAAAUUUGGAAAUUAUGAAAUAAGGCUGGUACAAAUGUUUUUUUUUUCUUGAAUUUUUAAAUUCUUAAAUUCUUAAUUUUUCAUUCCAGAUUUUUUUAAUUUUGGAGGAAAUAGAGUUUUUGAUUGUUAUAAAUUCGAGGUUUUCGUAAAUUUGUAUUUAAGAAUUUCUAUAUUUCCGAUUUUUAAAAUUUUUGAAAUUUCGACUUGUACAUUCGCUUAGAAUUUUAAAAUGUUUGAGCAAUUGAAUUUAUAAAAACUUUAAUAUUAAAAUCUGGGUGCAGAAUAGUUGUCCGCAAAGCGGCCUCAAUUUAGAACUGUCAAAGCGGAACCAAUUUACUGUUCGCAAAAUAAUACCAAGAAGUGGCAAGUAUUGUGAUCGAUCUAUAAUUUAUUUUGUCAGGAAUAAAAAAAAGUCGAUUGCGUCGAGCUAUUAAGAUAUUCGAAGUCAAAACAUCUUAAGAAGAGGGUUGAAACCGAGAUUGGCAUGAUUCGUUGCUAACAUUUCAAAAUCGCUAUGUCUCACGCAAAACUUAUGUUUAUGACGAUUUUGAAAUGUUAGCGACGAAAUAUCAAUGACUAUGAAUGGUACCUGCCAAAUAAUAUUGGAUAAUCUUACUCCGAUAUUAUCACUGCACAUCAAAGAUACAUAAUCUCGGAACUUUUAUUCGGUUGCUCUUCUGGUUCACGAAAUUCCACCCACUUCGUGAUGAAAAAUUGUCAUCACGAGGAAAACAAAAAAGGCCUCUUUUGGCCACCCAUUGUUUAGUAUACGAAGAAAAAAGUGGGAUGCACUUAAUUUUUCAUCGAAAACAUCAACAUCAACAGAUUCAAAA